CAUCGGAUCGUUUGUCCACGAAGUUUUCCUCCGAGGCUAACACAAAGAUGAGGCAAUGAUUGGCCACAUUACUCUCUGUCCUUUCCAAUAGAAAUACCCCCCCGUUCCCUUCGGUUUCUGUAAUAGAGAGAGAUACAGAGAGAUGGUGAUGUGGGUGUUCGGGUACGGCUCUCUCAUAUGGAAAGCUGGGUUCCCCUACGACGAUCGCCUCGUGGGUUUCAUCAAAGACCAUCGUCGCGUGUUCGAUCAGGGGAGUACUGAUCAUAGAGGGACGCCGGAGUUCCCAGGAAGGACUGUCACUUUGGAGUCUGCAGCCGGAGAAGUCUGUUGGGGAGCUGCGUACAGAAUUUCUGAUGAGAAAGAUAAAAGAACUGCCAUAACGCAUCUAGAAGUAAGGGAGAAGCAAUAUGAUCAGAAAGCUUAUGUCGACUUUUUCACCGACCCAGCUGCUAUAACUCCGGCUGUCUCUGGAGUAAUGGUAUACAUUGGUUCUCCAGAUAAGAAGAUCAACCCGAAUUAUUUGGGCCCUGCACCUCUUGAAGACAUUGCUAGACAGAUAGUGCUUGCUGAAGGACCCUCAGGACCAAACAGGGAUUAUCUUUUCCAAUUAGAGAAGGCUCUUCUUCAAAUAGGGUGUGAAGAUAAGCAUGUAAAGGAUCUGGCAGAUGAAGUGAGACGUCUCCUAUCAGAGAGGAAACUGAAAGGUGAAGAAGUAUGAAGCAUUAGUUAAUCUUCGAAACCACAAGACAAGAAGCCUUGAACUCAUUUAUAAUGCCAGAGUUCUUAAGUUGGUCACGCAGUCUACAUACUUUCAUCAGCCAUUGAUCAGGCUUGAUUGUGUUGAUUUCAUCUAUUCGUUUACUACGUUGACAUUAUAAAACUUCAAUCAUUUGUCUUCU
Molecule: messenger RNA, 899 nt
Organism: Syzygium oleosum
Lineage: Eukaryota; Viridiplantae; Streptophyta; Magnoliopsida; Myrtales; Myrtaceae
Product: gamma-glutamylcyclotransferase 2-3
Exons: 8
Coding region: 143-718 (191 amino acids)
Biological process (GO): glutathione catabolic process
Cellular component (GO): cytoplasm
Molecular function (GO): glutathione specific gamma-glutamylcyclotransferase activity; gamma-glutamylcyclotransferase activity
Source: RefSeq, a predicted model, not a curated record